Molecule: messenger RNA, 723 nt
Organism: Aspergillus tanneri
Lineage: Eukaryota; Fungi; Ascomycota; Eurotiomycetes; Eurotiales; Aspergillaceae
Exons: 1
Coding region: 1-723 (240 amino acids)
Source: RefSeq, a predicted model, not a curated record
AUGCAACCCAAGAGCGCCACGCAGCACCCAUCCACCAAACAAAAGACCCGAUUGAAUGAAAUCAUGGCAUGUGCAGCUCAACUGCCGUUUUCUCGAUCUCCGGAAGCUGCCGGAGGGUUCGACUUCAUAUCAACCAACAACCCCUCGCACUCCCUAUCCCUCGAAUCACUUCGCCUCGCUUCUGCGUCGACUUACUUCUCCUCACGGACCUUCGCCGAGUUCUCCAUGGCUAGCCCAGCAUCCCUGACGGUCCCUCUGGCCGUCGCGCUGUCCCCGCCCGUGCUGAACUUCUCACAGCCCGCUAUUCCCAUCCACGUCGCCAUCCACAACGUCGCUGCCACUCCCGUCACCCUCGUCAACUGGAACACCCCGUUGGACCCUCGUGCCGCCGUUCUCGGGGUCUUUGAGGUGAGCGAUACCAACAACAAUCCGGUACCGCUGGACUCGAUCAAGAUCUCGCGCCGACUGCCUCCGUCGACGGACGAGCUCGUGGAGAUCCCCGCGGGGCAAGCCGUCGAGACCGUGGUGCAUCUGCCGAGUGUAGGGCUGGUUGGUGGUAGGGAAUAUACAGUGCAGGCGAAGGGGAUCUGGCAUGCCGUGUGGUCGAGGGCGCGCGAUGAGGUGUCAGGAUCACAGCUGGAGCGGUUUGAGAAUGCCACGAGGGCGGAAUUUAUAUCCAACGAGAUUACAGUCGAUUCGUCUACGUCUACUUGCAAUGAAUGA